AGAAGGAAAGAAACCCUCGCCACAAACUCUCUGGUUGUGAACCUCCUGAGAUUUAGCGAUUCAGAAAACCACAAACACUCUCUUCUUUUAUAUCAAAUCGAUGGCGGCGAAGAGAAUCGGAGCCGGUAAAUCUGGCGGAGGAGAACCAAACAUCUUAGCUAAGAUUUCAAACUCCGAGAUCGUGUCUCAAGGAAGACGCGCAGUUGGAGAUGCCGUCGGAGUAUCGAAGAAACUGCUCUGGAGCACCGGAAAAGCCGCGUGGAUCGCUGGUACAACUUUUCUCAUCCUUGCCGUUCCACUGAUCAUUGAGAUGGAUCGUGAAGUACAGCUCAACGAACUUGAGCUUCAGCAGGCUAGUCUCCUCGGAGCUCCACCAUCUCCAAUGCAAAUGCAAAGGGGAUUGUAAGAAAUCCCUAUUUACGAAUUUAGGGUACUCUGUUUUUUACUCUGUUUUGUUUUCUGUUGUUUUGGUGGAUUCAUAAAGUUUGGUGCUUUUUUNUUUUUUUUUUUUUUUUUUUUCUGUUGUUUGUUGUUAUCAUCUUCAGAUUUGAUUGUCAUCAUCAUCUAUGUAUUUUAGUACUCUUUGUCUUGUUUUACGUUUCUAUUGCAAUAAAAAUAGGAUCUUGAGGCACUGAA
This is a messenger RNA of Camelina sativa (false flax), 636 nucleotides long. Lineage: Eukaryota; Viridiplantae; Streptophyta; Magnoliopsida; Brassicales; Brassicaceae. The record is from RefSeq and is a predicted model, not a curated record.